AUCUCUAGUAGUAAACUGCAAGAACAUAUGAACUAUUUCAGAAUAAUACAUUUUUUUAGAACUUGGGUUUGCAAUAAAAUUAUGGAUAAAAAAAUCUAUAGAAGCAUCAACUGGCAUUAUUUGCACUCCUAUUUAUAAUCAAUUUCUAUUUAUUGGUAACUAGAAUUUGAAUGAUCAAAGACUGUUAUAAUAAUUAUUUUAACUUCUUGCUGUUCAUAAAUGCUUUACUCUAUUAUUCUGUUGAGUUGGUAAUACUGCAUGUUUGAACGAUAAGUGAUAUCAUAGAGUGUAUGUGUUAUGUGUACAAACUUAUCAUGGCUUUCACACUUUGGACUCUUUGGGAAGCUAUUAUUCUUCUUUUAAAUGCUGCUUGUAUCUUACACGAAGAAAGAUUUUUAAGAAAAUAUGGUUGGGGAGCUAAUCAAAAUAUUCAAGGCUUUGGUGAACCACCUACUGUAAAGGCCCAGAUAUUAAAUUUAUUACGUUCUAUUCGUACAGUUAUGAGAGUGCCACUAAUAUUGUUUAAUACAGUAACAAUAUUUGUUAUAUUAAUCUUUGGAUGAAAGUCCAAAUGUUUGAAAGCAAUGUAUAUAAAAAGUUCUUGGGAAAUGUGAUGUUACAAUAAUCCUUGCUCGAGUGGAUGAUUAAAUAUUAAAUUUCCUUGCGUUUUUCAUUUACUAAAAACGUAUGGAUUUAUGAUAAACUUGAGACUACCAACUGCUUUUGUCAUGAAAAAUAAAACUAUUUUUAAAAAA
Messenger RNA from Trichogramma pretiosum, 755 nucleotides. Its product is annotated as immediate early response 3-interacting protein 1. The record is from RefSeq and is a predicted model, not a curated record. Gene Ontology annotation, biological process: endoplasmic reticulum to Golgi vesicle-mediated transport. Gene Ontology annotation, cellular component: COPII-coated ER to Golgi transport vesicle; Golgi membrane; endoplasmic reticulum membrane. Lineage: Eukaryota; Metazoa; Arthropoda; Insecta; Hymenoptera; Trichogrammatidae. Bases 291 to 563 code for a protein of 90 amino acids. The transcript is spliced from 5 exons.